AUUGCAUUUAUGGCCACAAGCCAAAUGGUAAAAUGUGGCCGGACAAUACGGUUUUGAUCAUUAUCAGUGCGUUGGUUUUUUUGGUACAUUCUUUGCCGCCGAACAUCAUUCUGAACACUGUGCGAGAUGACUCAAAUUCAGUUGUUCAAAACGAAAGGUAUUUGCAGUUGUUUUUGCAACUGGCGACGCGAACAGCGGACAAUUUGAUCAGUUUAAGAAAUCAAGCUGAUAAAAACCACGAUUGUAAUCAAUCUCGCGAUAAUUUACUUUCAACGAUCGAGGAUUCGCGAAUCCAAUCGCCACUUGAAGUAAUUUCGGAACAAUUUGACGAAAUUCAAAACGAAAUCCGAAGCCAUUUAUUCUCGAGCAAUUUUGAAAACAAAAUUGAAAACACGUCAUCUAACGCUUUCGUGCAUGACGAAGUGUCUAGUUCUGGCAUUAAGCAAAAAUCAAUUUUCAAUUCAAAUACGGAAGAAGCAACUACAAGCGCGAAUAAGUCGAAUCCAGACGCACAGAGCUCUGAGAACUCAACAGAAGUGGAUGAUAUCGCUGAAAGAUUCUUUAAUUCAUUUAAUUUACAAAACAUCAAUACGAGCACUUCGAUAAAUGAGCCAUCCGAUAGAUUUAAAAAUAAAUUCCUCUUACAAACAAGCAAUUUGGCGCGACCAAAUCCAACGCUCGAAAGGAGUGAGCGGUUAUAUAAUAAGAUUAAUCGCACGUCGUUCGAUGCUGUCGAACAUAACGACGACGUAUUUACUUCUUCGCAAAAAUCAAUCUUUAAGCAUUCAGAUGAGAAAAGCGCAACUACAAAUGGGAGUGACUCCAAUUCAGACGCACAGAACUCCGAGAGCUCGGAAGUAGAUGAAAUCGGUGAAAGAUUCUUCAAUCCGUUUAAUCUGCAAACACCUCACGUGCUAAUAAACAAUCUAACAAGUACUGGAAAAAAAGUUCUUGCACAAACACAUAACUUGCUGCAAUCGACGCUUGAAAGGAGCGAGCGGGUUAACAAUACUCUCUGCCUGCAAAAUCUGUCGAGCAAACUCGACGAUGUGAGUGACGUACUUGAUCUGUCGUUGGACAAAAUUCGAGAAUACAUUUUAAAUCCACAAGUUACAAAUAACUCGACUGUGUUACAUCAAAUUGUGUCAAGUGCCAUAAACGUGGUGAAUUCGGUGAUUGAAAAAUUACCGUCAAGUUUCAGUAACGCGACUUUAUUCAAACAAAUUAUUCCACACAAUCUCGAAAAAUUACAGGCAAGUCUAAAUGACACGAAUUUAUUCGAUCGAAUUAUUUCACACAAUCUUACCAACACGCCGUUGCAAAUUGCCGAGAAGUUUUCCGAAGAUAUUUCGAAAAGUGGUCUAGAAUUUAUUAGCGCUUUGAGAUCGCAAGUCAACGAAUUAAGUUCACACGGUAAUCAAAAUAUUGAAUCAAAGGUUACUGAUGCCAAUAAGACGAACGUACACGAGAGAAACAAUCAAAAAUUAAACACCGAAUUGCUGUUCACGGAUAAUUCAAAAAUACAAAGUAACAACGAUCAAUCUACAACUAUCAAUCAUGAAAGUACACUCGCUUCUCUUCCCAAAUUAUUAUCAAAUUUUGACGAUCAUAAAAAGCACACUGACAAUUUGAACGGCGCAUGAAACGGUUUACAAGAAUUCUUCGGAAAACGUGAAUAAUAUCGGAGUCUCAGAACCAUCAAAAGAAGAUAAUCUAUCUAAUAUUACAAAAAAUCGAUUUUAAGUCUCAUCGAUAACAAUCAAUCAGAAUUAGACAGUUAUGUUCGUCUUAUCGGAAAGUUAUAGAACAGAUUGAGUAGUUGCAGAAUCGAUCUGUCGAAAGCAACGCUUCGGAAUAUUGACGACCAAUUGUUCAGCGCAUUGCGAUCUGACACGGAAAUAAACGAAGACCGUAACACGGCUAAUCAUUACGAUAAAAUCCCAGGAAAUGAUCGAACACUUAAUUUCACUAUUUUUUUUACUUUUCAACAAAUAAUCGAUACACAAGAGUCUUCUAUUACGAGAAGCAAGCGCAUCUCUUAUAUAAAAAAUGUAUAGUAAUAAUAAAAAAAAUUAUUAUUAUAAAUAGAAAAAUGCCAGAGAUUGG
Messenger RNA from Pseudomyrmex gracilis, 2106 nucleotides. RefSeq lists its product as uncharacterized. NCBI's taxonomy places the organism in Eukaryota, Metazoa, Arthropoda, Insecta, Hymenoptera, Formicidae. The transcript is spliced from 2 exons. The coding region runs from base 33 to 1643 and encodes 536 amino acids. The record is from RefSeq and is a predicted model, not a curated record.